Messenger RNA from Ilex paraguariensis (yerba mate), 291 nucleotides. The record is from the annotation of a GenBank genome assembly. Lineage: Eukaryota; Viridiplantae; Streptophyta; Magnoliopsida; Aquifoliales; Aquifoliaceae.
AUGUUAGUAAGACAUAUAGGAGAUGUGGUCUGCGAGGCAUUAGAUGAGUUGGACUCGUUUGUAGUUAAUGGCCAUACGCUAAAGGAUGAAGGUGUGGUUGGGGAAAUCGGUCAUCUCUUUGAUAAAUCUCCAAAGCCCAAGGGUUUUACAGAAGAAUUUAUGUCUCUCGAGGAAGAGAUUUUGGGGAUAUAUCAGAGCAAACUGUAUGGCAUCGGAGUACAAAAAUCUGAAUUAUCUUCAACUGGAAGUUUUGCAGAAGAGAGCAGUCCAACUGUAGAGGAAGAAACUGUG